Molecule: messenger RNA, 1407 nt
Organism: Aspergillus calidoustus
Lineage: Eukaryota; Fungi; Ascomycota; Eurotiomycetes; Eurotiales; Aspergillaceae
Source: the annotation of a GenBank genome assembly
AUGACUACCACUUCUCCAAACCCGCCCUGGGUCUUGAAGAAGAAGGUUCUUGUUUAUGCAUUCGAUCUCGAUGUUUUUUGUGUUACUCGCCUUAGUAUUGACCAUGAUCAGACUGCAAACCAAGGAUCUAUCUCCCUUUUGAUUACGGCAGAUCUCGCUAACUUGAACGGCAGAUCAAAGGUGCUGACUUUGAACAUCCCUCUAGAAACAGUCGAAAAAUGUGGAUUGGCUCGGCGAAGCAACGACGACCUCUGUCCACCCCGUUUGGUCCCCAUGCUCCCGGCACCUGUCACCAAUGUUUCGGCCGUCUCAACACUGAGUCUGAGCCUCGGUACGACCGGCACUGUUCUUUGUCCAUCUGACAUGGAGUCUUUAAGCCCAGCCACACCAGGAGACUUGAACUUUCACUCAUUUGCAAAAAUCUGUCAAUCCAAAUUUCUCCGUGUACACUUUUCUGGACGACAAUUCGUGAAUAGUGAACUUGAUCAGCUGCAAAGUUUUUCCUCUGCCCUACGACAAAGAAGACUCCAGACAGUGUCUUAUAACCAUGCUCGCCAUGGCGUGGUCCAGAAAGACUGGCGUGUCUUUCGUCUGUCGCCCGAUCCACCCCCAUAUUGUCAGGAGCCCGUUCCCGAGCAGGUGAAUCAGGUAGAUCCACCCCUGUAUUCUGAAUCUGAGCAGAAUGUUGGAAAACGGCGCAGAGACCCACGGUCAAUCUCACCUGACGUUGAAGGACGCAAAAGACUGCUCCUUCCAUCCCCUCACCAAAUAGGCUCUCCGACCGAAGUGAACACGCCGAGUACUCUCCCCGUGUCACCAUCAUCGAUUCGCCCAACUUACUUUACGCGUGCAAUCUCUCCUGGGCACACAGAGUGCAAGAGACUUGCGCUUCUUGAACAUGAGCUCCGUGGUGUUUCCGAUGACAUGAUUCGCGAACUAUUGAUUCGAUCGGGACGUCAACAUCUGCUGGCCAUACCAAAAGACGGAGACCGCAACCUGCCAUGCGAGUUUGAGCAAGUCAGCUCCUCCGAGGUCGAGAUGAUUGAACGCCGGCUCAAACGAUAUAUCGAUAGUGCCGUGAGCGAGUGUCGUGAUCAGAUCUAUGAUGUGUACACAACGAACGAAGCCGAAUUCCGUGAACAGGUCGACGAUGGUAACUCCGAGGUACGCAAUACAGCCACUGAAUGUAUGAAUGAAUUGAAAGAGCAGGCGCAAGGGCACAUGCUUGAGAUAGAAGAACAAGCGCAACAGUACAUGAAGGAUAUCGAGGAUCAGGGAAUCGAGGUUGAGAUGUCUGCGAAGAAAAAGCUCGGGCGAUUAUUCAAUGCUUCUGCUCAGUCCUUACUUGAUAGCAAGUCAAGCCCUAGCCAUCAGCUAGGUACUGAUGCCAGGCGCAGUUCCAUUUAA